GCCGCUGUGUGAAUUCACGGAGUAGUACAGAACUUAUUGUGGCGGAGCGUUAUCGCGAGACUUGUGCCAUUAUCAACCUGCUUUGACACACACACAGCAGCGCUGUGAGUGCAGCCUGCCUGCCUUCCCAGGGUCGGAACUGGAAGCCUCAAGAAACGGCAAGAAGGAGCGAACAUCUGGCCGCACAUCAUGAGAGCACCCCGGAGCUUAUAGAAGGGGAGGCAAAAGACGACGACGGGAGCGGUGAUACGUGAGAAGCGCCGGCGCGUUUCGGAGGCGCAGAAAUACCCAUUUGGGAAUUAUUUGGAGGGGGAUCCUUUCACUUCGAGAAGCAAAGGUUAUGAAGGAAGAAUGGAGUUCCCAGACCAUAGCCGCCAGUUGCUGCAAUGUCUGAGUCAGCAGCGUCACCAAGGCUUCCUCUGUGACUGCACUGUUCUCGUUGGGGAAGCUCGGUUCAAAGCGCACAGAGCUGUGUUAGCCUCCUGCAGCAUGUACUUCCACCUCUUCUACAGGGACCAGCUGGACAAAAGGGACGUUGUGCAUCUCAACAGUGACAUUGUGACGGCCCCGGCUUUCAGUCUGCUCCUUGAAUUUAUGUAUGAGGGGAAGCUGGAAUUCAGCACCCUGCCUGUGGAGGAUGUUCUGGCCGCAGCCAGCUACCUCCACAUGUACGAUAUAGUAAAAGUGUGCAAAGGCAAACUUAAAGAUAAGGAACUUUCCUCCCUGGAUGAGAAGUUAGGGGAGGGUUUGGGGCUCGGCUGCCUGGACAGGGAGAAUUCCUCUGAUGGUGAGCUGCACUGUAAGCAGCUCAUUCAGCGCCACUCUCAGGGGCUUCAUAAGGCCCCCCCUGUGGAAGAGUUUGACACGGACAACAGUGAAGUCAGUCUGGCUGUCACAGAUUGUGAUAGGUCUGCGCCGAGCAGGCAGAAGGCGAACGGUCACUCUGUCAGGUCCCCGGACCUUGUAGGUGUCAAUUAUAUGUCAGCGGAGGCCGAGACCUGCGUCCAAACAGCUGGAAAAACAAAAGCUGAUGUCAGUAGCUCAACCGUAUUGUCGUCCCAGAGGUCCCGGGCUUCAGAUGACAUGGACUGUGCGCUGGAUUUGUCUUUCAAGCCUCUGUCUAGCAGAGAUCUUUUACACCCCUCCUAUGUCUCGGGACAGCUGGCCCUCGACAGCCAGCAGCAGGGCACUGAGCCACUUGUUAAAGACGAACACGACUUGCUGUCAGAGCAGGAGGACAGUGAGCCGAUGAGCCCUGAGAGCCAGCGCUUUGGGAAUAGUGCCAGGAGCUCAGUGGUGACAGGGUUCGCUGCCCUCUUCCCAGGCAACAACGGCGCUACAGCCGCCCUGCUCUCCCAGGAGGAGGACCUGAUGGACGAGGAGGGGGAGACCUGUGGGAGGAGGGAGGGCGCCCCAGGCAGGGAGGUGGAUGGGAGGGGCAGGCUGCUAGGGGACAGCGAGGAAGAGGAGGAGGAUGACCUGGCCUCUUCAGACAUCUCCACCUCCAGCGGGGUGCUCCUGCCCCCGGGGCAACAGGUGUGUGUGUGUCCCCUCUGCAGCAAAGUUUUCCCCAGCCCCCACGUGCUACAGCUGCACCUCAGCUCACACUUUCGCGAGAAGGACGGCGCCCGCUCCAAGCUGUCCCCGGACGGUUCCGUCCCCACAUGCAUGCAGUGCAACAAGACAUUCUCGUGCAUGUACACCCUUAAACGGCACGAGCGCACUCACUCCGGAGAGAAGCCUUUCACCUGCGCCCAGUGUGGCAAGAGCUUCCAGUACUCCCACAACUUGAGUCGGCACGCCGUGGUUCAUACGCGUGAGAAGCCUCAUGCUUGCAAGUGGUGCGAGCGACGCUUCACUCAGUCCGGGGACCUUUACCGCCACAUCAGGAAGUUUCACUGUGGCCUUGUUAAAACUCUUGCCAUUGGAUAAAACACCUCUCACCAGUGCCAUAUAAGACAGAAUGUCCUUUCAUACACUGAAUACUACUACUGAACCAUUUUUGCUGUUCCUAUACACAGUUUGUUAAAGACAUAUCUUGGGGCAUAUCUUAAGCUUAUAAAGAUGUAGCAACUUUCAAACUGGAGCUGCUUCUUGUGCUGGACUAUGUCAGAGGCUGCUGAGAUUAUUGGAUCUGUGUCACAGGGAGGACAACAAAACAGAUGAUGCACUUGAUAGUUUCUGUCUUGUUUAUUGUCAGUCUGUUGAGUUUAUUUGAUGAGCAUAUUUGCAGAAAAGUUAAAAUCCUUUUGGCAAUGAAUAAUGCUUACACACAAUUGUGAGAGAGAAAGCGAAGAGGUUUGUUUGUGCGCGUGGGAGAUCAGAACCGUCCGUGAGUAGCAAUAUAUGAUUUUGUUUUCUUUUUAAACGCCUACAUUAUUUUAUUAUUUAUUUUGGGGCCGUUUUUAGCCUUUAAACUAUCAUGAAGCAGAAACACAAUUGAAGUUUAACUAUUGGAUGUAUGAAUUUUUACUGUUUGUUUUUGGAAAUUAAGUUUUUAUGUUGUAUGAAAAGAAGCAAGACCAUCAUAUGUUUUCUUUUUCCUUUUUGAUGGAUUCCGAUUCCAGCUCCUUUGGUUUGGAGCACAUCUUGGUUCAAUGUUUGUUUGUUUUUUUGUCAUUAUAAGGAAUAUGAAGCAUUAAAGUAAAAAAAGGUUCAUUGACAAAUAUAGUAGUCUAACAUAAAAUCAAGGAAUUAUAAGAAUAUCCCCAAUUAUGCAUCAAAGCAUAUAGCCCUAACCUUAUCUGUAUUUGUUUUCUAAAUUUAACUCAAAAAAGUGCACUAAAGCAAAUGCUGUUAAUAAUCUAUUUAAAGUCAUAAAACCAGAACGUUUUUAAUAAACAGGAAACAAAAUCUCAUUUCUUAUCAUUUCACCUGCUGAUCCUCAGUCAGAACAGACUGUGGGAAAUUUAGCCUCAUUUAAUCAAUGGAUGAUUGGUUUCUUAAUUACUAGUAAUUUAAAUCAUCUUUAGCAAGAUUCUCUGUAUUACCUAGACAUACGACUAGUCGUAUUACGACUAGUUGAUUACGAAUCAGAGCAGAUCAAGGGAAAAUUGGCUGAUUCUGGUCUCUGGCCGACUGAUCAGUGCAUCUCUAGUAAAUCAGUGAGUAAACGUAAUCCAUCCAUCAAAGAUAUUUUAUUGGAAAAUUUCCCUUUUUUUUUUUGCUAUAAGCAAGAUCAUCUGCAUAAAAUAGUCGCAUAAACAGUUAGUCUGGCAUGUUUUCAUAUGCAAAAACCACGACAGAACAAAAAUGGUGAUAGUUCUUGGUUUAUAUUUAAUAAAUAGGGGGAAAACGGAUUUUCUUCAGUAUACGACCUGCUAAUUACAGAUCUGAAGAGGAAUUGCCUGAUUCCGAUCUCUGACUGAUUGAUCAGUGCAUUUCUAGAAAGUUAUAAAAAAACUAACAUCUGUAACACUGUUGCCUAAUGAAAUUCUUAAUGGUUAACCUAGUGUACUUACUAAAAUAACAGAUGUUGCCAUGCUUUUCAUGAUUUUUUGAACUGUUGAAGCCUUGGACAAAUGUGGAUUACCUUCAACAUAUCAAGUAAUAAGUGCGUCUUUUUUUAAAUAGAUCCAGAAGCGUUACCAGUUACCGGAAAAAAAAAAGCAAUAUGUAAUAAAAUAACUAAAUCUAGUUUGCGUUAUUUGCGACUCAUUUGGGUCAGAUGCAGUCGGUGGCUGGUAAAUGAUCUUAUUUCUUGGUAUGGCAAAAGGUACACUGAUGGCACAGAAUUGAAAUUAGAAGGUAUCAAAGUUGUGUCAUUCAGCUGCUUCUACUGAUGUCUCUCCUUGUUUUGCACCGCUGUAUGUGUCUAAGUUACUACUGAUGAAGUCUUUGUCCAUGUUGGGGCAGGAAAUGGUUCUGUUUGUUCAUGCAUAGGUGCUGUUAUGGAUUCUUAACCGGGGAGUAUCUCUAAAAGUUCAUAAUAUUCAUCUAAUCUGUCCUGAAAAGACUUGAUCAGAACUUAUUUAUUAGUUGGACUUGGUUCAGGGUUUACUUGUAGGUGUUUGUUUCAGUUUUUUUGCCUAGCGAUCUUGGUACACAUUAACUGGUGUUGGGUCUGUCUGUUUAUUUUCUCUGCAAAUCAACUUACUGUAAUUGUAUUUUAAUAUAUAUUGUUUGGAAAAUCUGUCCAGAGUUUUCAAGAUUUCUCACAUGGAACACAGAGAAGCACUUGUUUUUAGCAUGCAUAACAUUUCAACACUAUUGUCUAGGCUGCUAUUUCUUACUAUUUGUGUAUUUAUUGUAAAUAUAUAUUAUAUUUAUCAAAUUGGUUUGUUUUUUCCCCAUGUUACAGUGUGUGAGUUGACACAUCUUUUUCAAGUUGUUUCCUUUUCCACGUUCAUGAGUCUAUUGAACUUUCUUCUAGCUACAAAUCAUUUAAAAGCGCUCCGACAUCUGCUCUGACAGGUGAAACAGUUGUUCACAAGCACAGCCGCACCGACAAGGUACUGUCUACCUAUAGAAACCAGACAAUUCAGGCAUUGUCCCCACUGCUUCCCACCUCCUUCGCCUCUCUUCCAAUUCCAGGUAGUUCUCAAGGGAUCAUUGUGUAUCUCUCUGCUCUCCAAAGCUAUGGAGAGAAAAGGCAUUUCAAGCCUUUUUUUGCACUUUUUUUCUGGGUUGAAUGGAGCCAGUGGAAUGUGAGAAAUGUAUUUAGCAAAGGCAAACUGUAAACAGGUGCAUUGUUUGGAGGCUUCAAAGCAUGUGGUGGAAAAAGGUCAAUUGUUCCCUUAAUAAAAAAAUAGAACAAGAUUUAUAAUUUAUCUGGUCUUUAGAGAAAAUCAAAUGGAUUUUGACGUUAUUUCUCAGAAACAACCAUUGACAUUUUUACUUAUGAGUAAGGAGGAGGACUGUGCUUGGAAUUGCUAGAGUUUAAUUUCUCACUGAUUCAAACCCAGCAGUGAUGCUUGAGUGAAAUAAAACACUCCUUUUUCACACAAUCACUUCAAAAGACAUAAGUUUUGAUAAGUGCUUGUAAAGAUAAUUUGAAACAGAGCGCAAAUGAAUGUAGAUUUUCUUUUUUCAAGGACUGUUUUUUUUUUCUGAUCCUCUAAUGUACAGCAGUAGAUUAACUAACAUGUAAAAAAUGAAAAACAUUUUGUUUGCUGUUUUUAUUUAUACCUCCAGGAUGAUCACCAAAUGUGCCUUGUAGACACACGAAUCGGUGCUGCAUCUGGAGAAACCUAUUUUUAAUUGUUUUUUUUUCCCGCCUCACAACAACAAUGCCCUGCUGAUAUCAACAUGUACAUCGCAGUUUUUCUUUUAAAUAUAAAAUGUUCGGGCAAAAAUAAAAACAGUUGAUUAGUGAUGCAUUGUGAGAGAUUAAACAGAGGGAUUUAAAUUGUAUGUGAAUAAAUUAGCUGUGGUUGUGUUAAACUGAAGUGAAACACCUUUGUGUUGAACUUUUUUUCAAGCCAAUACUACUGGAAAUCAAUCUGUUUCAUUUGUAUUUUUAUGUCGUUGUUGAAUGUGAAACACUGAUUUUUUUGAUUUUUUUCUUGAAACAGGGCUGCAUUUGCCCAUCAUGCUGUAUGAUCUUUAUAAUCAAAAACAAAUCACUGGAAUUGUGUCCUCUGCAGGUUACAACUGUGAAUAAUCAUGAAAAAUAUUUAUUAUUUCACAUACUUCCUGUGCAACUUUUGAUUCUUGAUUUUAAUUUGGUUUAUAUGUGAAAAACAACCACUUCUAAAUGUCAAACACAAACAUUUUUAAUAGACUUUUUAGAAGUGCCAUUAGAACCUAAUAUAAUUUUUGAAAUAAAAGUAUAUUUUCUAGCAAGCAGUGGGUUCAUUGUUAGCAGUGUAGAAACUUAGAGGACAAUCUUUGUGCAGAAUUGGCAUUGCUUAAAAUAAUGAGACAAUUUUGAUCUUUAAUUGUGCAUUUUCUCUGUUUGGGCUUUUGUUUUUGGAGUGUGACUGUGUGUGUGUGCUGUGAAAAUGUGACAAUCUUGAUUUAGGUAUUUUAUUGAGAUUCUACAUAGAAUUAAAUUGAACAACUUUA
Girardinichthys multiradiatus is the source of this 6006-nucleotide messenger RNA. It is a transcript of the gene zbtb42, whose product is annotated as zinc finger and BTB domain containing 42. Gene Ontology annotation, molecular function: DNA-binding transcription factor activity, RNA polymerase II-specific; protein binding; RNA polymerase II cis-regulatory region sequence-specific DNA binding. The record is from RefSeq and is a predicted model, not a curated record. Gene Ontology annotation, biological process: regulation of transcription by RNA polymerase II. The coding region runs from base 352 to 1932 and encodes 526 amino acids. NCBI's taxonomy places the organism in Eukaryota, Metazoa, Chordata, Actinopteri, Cyprinodontiformes, Goodeidae. The transcript is spliced from 3 exons. Gene Ontology annotation, cellular component: nucleus.